AGGCCAAAUAUAUUCAGUCUUCUGUUGCAAAAGGUUCGUGCUCACAGCAUACGUGUCCGCAGGAUAGCACGGAAUUCAGGGGUCUGACUAGCUAAUAGGUCCUUCAGGCAAGAGACCAGGAACAGCACUAAGGGAGGUUGCAAGACCCUUUCUUCAGCCAUCAACAUGAAUGAAAUUUUACUCGCGUCCUUCAUGCUAUUGUUUGCCUCCGCGAAUGGUCAACGUGUACAGCAACAAGCUAGUGUUUCGAGAGGAAUUCUCCAAGGUAGAAUCAGAAUGGGAAUCUUGCCAGAGGAUUCCCAGAUCACCGUCAGAUCAGCGAUUCCCCAAAUUCCAGCUGCCUUGCCUGAACUCACGCCUCUGGAUAUCACCAUGAAUACCAUCGAGGACAUGGUGGACGUGGUGAAGAUGGAGGAUCCAAAGGACCCUCUCAUGGGCGGGCUAAAGGCUGUUAUGAAGGACGUGAAGGAGAACCAGCAGAAGCAGCAACAACAGCCUCAGGUCUCCACGAGGCAGGCCGGAAGCGAGGAAGCAAUGGCUGACGCCUUUGAAGACAGGGUGAGGGUGCUCCUGUCUGCCAGCGGCGUCGAGACGGUCCUCCCCCUCGACUGUGGAAGGAACCCCCAGAAUCCAGACAACCCGUUGGAAGAACCGCCUCUGCCGUGGAUAGCCGCCCUCGGAUCCAGGGAAGACGGGAGGUUCCAUUACCGGUGCACUGGGGCCGUUAUAAGCCGCUUCCAUAUCCUCACGGACGCUGACUGUGUGGCCUCGCCAAACAUAAACCUCGUCCAGUUUAACGUGAGUCGCCGCGUGCCGGACCCCAACGCCAUCCUUAACUACGUGGUUGGUCGUAGGAUUCAUCCCAUGGUCAAAGGAACUGAGGACCUGCUCAGUGGUUACAACUUGGGGCUCCUGGAAUUGGCUUUUCCUGUAGAGUUUAACGAAUACAUCCAACCGGUUUGCCUGCCCGGAAUAUUCGAGACAGCGAAACAGGAGUCACAGGACCCAACCCACGUCGUCGGCUUCAAUAAUAUUAGUGACACUCCCCUGGGACGAAUAGCAACUCUCUACUCUGAGGGUAAUUCCACAACCUUCGGGCCCGCUGGCUGCCAGAUCCUCAUCAAAGCCUACAACGAGCGGUAUCCUAGCCUGAUAUCCAAUUUAUUCUCACUUAUAACGAAGAAUCAUGUCUGCGUUAACAAGUUGUAUGAUGAGAUUGGGAAAUCAGUGGUGCUUCGUGAAAAUGCAGCCACAGGGAGAGUGCAGUUGCUGGGUGUUUCUGGCGUAGCCAAUGCCCGCUUUCCCAUCCCUAUUGCCUACACUCAAGUCCAGCCUCAUCGCUUGUGGAUCGAACUUGUCUUAAAGAAGUUUAAGGAUAACACAUCACGUCGCACUCUAGGCUGAAGAUUCUUUGGAAGUUAUGAGGUAUCUUCAUGACUGUCUCAAGAGUGUAAACCAUUAUUAUAUUUUUUUUUAUCACUGUGGCCAUGAGAACAAAGUGGAAAUGUCAUGCAGAGGAAACAGCAACCUUAGACUAACCAUUGUUACAAGCCACUACAUCACUUGGUUUCUCUUCAAUAUAGAUCAAGUGUUAUCUCUGUUCUACCUCGGUUCUCUAAAGGAGUAAUGUAAUAAAUGUCCAGUAUUCUUAAUCCAAGCAAUAGAUGGACAGUAUUGUACACUGUGUGACAACUACAAAGAACUCAAAUUAACCCAUUUUGUCUUACUCCAUCUCAAAGAGUCAUGCCCCCCCCCCCCCCCCAAGGCAUGAAGGUACUUGACAGAAAGGCUAUGACUGACAAAUUAAAUUCCUCCAAAUAACAUUAUUAUAUUUCAAAUGAUUACCGCCACAGCCAAGAGAAACUUUUUUAGAGGCUUUUUUUUUUUUUUUUUUUUGUCAGAUAUGAGAGCGGUGUUUCUUAAUAAUCAGUCAGUUAUGGUCAACCUUUCAAGUGCAUCUUUGAGUAGAGUAAUUGUCUGCCUUAAAUCAGAUCUCUGUGAAUUUAUUUAUUACCUAAAUGAUAAACUGUUUCUUUCUACAUACAUAUUUAAUUUUGUAUGUUGUAGUAGUAUUACCACUUUUAACAAUGUUUCUACUUCAUGCAGGCUAUAUUACUAUAAAAUACAAAAUCUCCAAAGAAUUGUGUACAAUAAUCAAAUAUUACUGGCAGCUGUAUAUCCAUAAGGGUGAUUUUGUUCUCAUUAUAGAUUAUGCCUGUUAAUUUGGUUGAUAAUGAAGAAUGAGGUGUGUGUAUGAGUCUGUUAUAAAUACAUUGUAUGAUAUAAUUUUUCCAUGUUAUUUCUCACCAUGAAUGUACCAUGUUUCCAGGGAAAUAAAUGAAAACCCUCAUUAUGGUUUACAGGGUAAUUUUGAUUUUCAAGAUUAAGCAUCACUUCAGUAUUUAAAUUUGUUGCUACAUUUUAUUUUCUGUAAAAAUAAGUAAUUUAAAAAUUACACUGCAUAAUUACCUUCUACAAACUUGUAAAAAAAAAAGCGACUAAUGUCUAAAGCAAUUUUAUGCAAAAUCCCAACAAUACUGUUGAGUGAGCGACAGAAUUUGCUGGUGAAAAUACUAUUACAAUGUUACAGUGCAAUUCCAUUGAUUCCACCUCACAAUACUACUUAAGACAUUGAUAACAUUCCAUGAAAGUCUACCAAGAUAUAAAGUAUUUCCUCUGAUUUAAUGAGGGAUAUACAGAAAAUGGAAAUGCACUGUCUUGGCUAACUGAUUAUGGGUGCUGCAACUUGUGUCUAGCGUAAAUCCAAAAUACUGCAAGAGAGGUUUAAUAUGUAAUUUAAGUUCAUUCCCAUGAAACUUGUCAAUGAUAUCUGCAAGAUGACUGUACAUUAUAUUGAAAACCAUAUGGAAUUCUGCACUGCAAGAAUUUUCUUGAAAUUCACUAACAAAAAGUUAAUAGUUCAAUGUGAUGAUAAUGAGUUAAUGUGAUAAGGAUUUUAUUUAAUAAAUAUAUAAGUGCAA
Messenger RNA from Penaeus chinensis, 2981 nucleotides. Its product is annotated as clotting factor G beta subunit-like. The record is from RefSeq and is a predicted model, not a curated record. NCBI's taxonomy places the organism in Eukaryota, Metazoa, Arthropoda, Malacostraca, Decapoda, Penaeidae. Gene Ontology annotation, biological process: proteolysis. Gene Ontology annotation, molecular function: serine-type endopeptidase activity. The transcript has 9 exons. The coding region runs from base 166 to 1404 and encodes 412 amino acids.